AUGUCGUAUCUCGCACCAAGUAAGAGGGCCGCUCGUGCUUCCUCUAAGCUGCUUCGGUCGGCGAGCCGGGCCGCGGCUGGUGCUAGCAACAGUCUCGCAGGACAGCAGCGCGUGAACAGGAUCCACGCCUCUACCAAGGACAAGGCCGUCUAUGCCACGACUCAGCCUGCUGGACUCGGCGCCGGUCUUCCCGAGUUCAUGACGGCUGGCAUGGCUCCCAGACCGAAACCCACGACCGCCGCCCCGACGUCGACACUCCCCCGUGUGCCCGCUGGCCAGCUCAACGUCCUCGAGGAGUCCCGCAAGCCCGAGUUCUACCAGGCCAUCUCCAAGGUCAUGGCCAUCCGCAAGGACUACGUCGAGAAGCGCUUCGUCUGGGUCCCGGCAGAGGAGAUGAUUGACAUUUGCCUGGGAUUGGGCGCCACGCGCGAGGAUCUCGAGGCUCUGCCCCAGACUGCGGACGGACUCCAAUAUGACCCUACCCUCCCCUUCCGCAAGACCCGCAACGGUCGCUUCUGCUUUGACUACGACACCCAGAGCGUCCGCCGCCUCGAGUUCCAGCCCUUUGCGCUGUCGGCCGAGGAGGACUUUAAGCGGUACGACUCGGGCCAGAUCCGGCGCUUUGACGAGAUUGACGAUGAGCUGCAGCUCAACACGGUCCUGCAGGCUCUCCUCGUGUUCAAGGGCAUGGUCGUCCAUGGGGUUGAGAUGGCGCGCCGUCCCAAGCUGGACUACGACGUCAACAAGAACAUCCUGACGCUCUUCCACCUCCGGACCACGACCAACCAGGAGAUUCUGGGCGAGCCUGCGCUCGAGGGCAUCCAUUCGGAUGGCGUCGACCACACGAUGACGACCCUUCUCGGCCACAGGAACAUGCGCUCCGACUCGGCUGUCACCUUUAUGCACGCCAUGCACGAGCAGACGGGCAUCCCGCUCAACGACGCCAAGCCGGAGAACAUUCGCGCGCGCGUCCAGCACACCAAGCUGCUCGACACGCUCAUGAUCCUCGACCACGAGAACAAGCACUCGCUCAGCCCCGUGUACCAGGAGGACCUGACUCAGGACGCCACCCGGGACAUGCUCGUCUUCUUCACCCGCAAGCCGGUCGACGAGGGUCAUAUCUCGAGCAAGAUUGACUCCAAGAUACCACACAAGGUGAAGAAGAUGGAGAUUCCCCUUUUCCUGCCGAGGACCCAAUGA
Molecule: messenger RNA, 1200 nt
Organism: Emericellopsis cladophorae
Lineage: Eukaryota; Fungi; Ascomycota; Sordariomycetes; Hypocreales; Bionectriaceae
Exons: 1
Coding region: 1-1200 (399 amino acids)
Molecular function (GO): dioxygenase activity
Source: RefSeq, a predicted model, not a curated record